UUCUCUUUCUCUCCCCACCAUCCCUCUCUCCCCGUUUCGUCACAAAAAGUGGUUCUUCUGAGACCGAAACGUUUCGUGGCGAGUAACAAUGGGAAGAGGAAGACCCCAGCAACGGUAUCGCGGUGUUCGCCAGAGGCAUUGGGGCUCCUGGGUCUCCGAGAUUCGGCACCCCACCUUGAAGACGAGAAUAUGGCUGGGGACAUUUGAAACAGCAGAAGAUGCUGCGAGAGCCUAUGACGAAGCAGCCAGGCUUAUGUGUGGCCCCAAAGCCAUAACCAAUCUCUCUCCUCCUCCUCCUCCUUCUUCCUCUCACUUUCUCUCUCCAACUUUAACAGCCAAGCUUCUUCACAAGUGCCACAUGGCUCCCCUUUCCCUCCCGAUGAAGAAGAAACACCAGUCCCAGCAACAUCGUCCUCGUCAUCAUCAACCAGCUGAAGAAGAGGAAUUACAGACGCAGACAUCUGUUAAUUAUCCCUCCGCCGGCAAUUCUGUCGCCCAACCGAGCUCUGACACCGGAUUUUUCCGGUGGCCGGAGAAUGCGAAACAUGAGGAGGAAAGACUUCAGGUGGAAGUGCUUGAAGAUGAUGACAUUGAGCAGAUGAUUCAAGAGUUACUUCAUUAUGGCUCUGUUGAGCUUUCUUCUUCUCCCUCUCCUUCGUUGAACCAACAUUCAUGAGUCUUACUCGAGUUUAAAUUAUAAAAAUUGAGUUAUAUUGUAUAUGCAAAAAUUAUUAUAUAAUUUUUCGUCCUGUUGAACGUGGG
This is a messenger RNA of Prosopis cineraria, 762 nucleotides long. Its product is annotated as ethylene-responsive transcription factor ERF003-like. The record is from RefSeq and is a predicted model, not a curated record. Bases 89 to 676 code for a protein of 195 amino acids. The transcript is spliced from 2 exons. Gene Ontology annotation, molecular function: DNA-binding transcription factor activity; DNA binding. Gene Ontology annotation, biological process: regulation of DNA-templated transcription. Lineage: Eukaryota; Viridiplantae; Streptophyta; Magnoliopsida; Fabales; Fabaceae.